UAAAUGCCGCGAGGAAUUGGAAAAUGCCCCCAAGAAUCCCAAGGUGCCAGCAGUUCAGAUUAAAGGGAGAGAGAGAAAGCAACGAACUUUGCAAGGGAGAGAGAAAGGGCCACGAGGAAUCUCGUCUUGGUAUGAUCCGCCUUAGAGACAAGAUUUCAUGAGCCUAUGCGUUUGCAGGCUCUUUGUAAAUUGUUGUGAUCCAAGAACAUUCUUUCUUUUCUCUUUCCCUUCAUCCUUCUCUUGUCUGCACUGUCACCUUAACUGUUGAUCUGGAGAGGAUUAUAAUUCGAGAUACCCAGAAAGGAAUUCGAAUCUGUCCGAGGACCUCUCGGUUGGGUAUGGAUUUUCUGAGAAGAUAAGACCAAUUUUGAUAGAAGAGGCGGCUGCCAUGCAUGGAAAUAGAAAUCUAGAUAUGGCGUCUUCUCCACCUGGCAGUAUGUCUUCCAAUUUGAGACCGAGGAGGCUUCACCAAGUCUGGAGGGGUAAUAAUAUAUUUUUCUGUGGCGGGAGACUGGUCUUUGGUCCUGAUGCAGGUUCCAUAUUUCUCACCAUUUUCUUAAUUGUUGGACCUGUUAUUGCAUUUUGUGUGAAGAUAUAUCUUAAAACCAGAAAUCUAGAGACCGCUGAUGUUCGUUUCUGGUAUUUGAUAUUGAUUACAGUCUCACUUGUCACUAUUUUGGACUUAACAUUCCUCUUAUUGACCUCUGGGAGGGAUCCUGGAAUUGUCCCGAGGAAUUCCAGGCCUCCUGAGUUGGAUGAAGAAUCUGAUAUACCUACUCCUUCCAUGGAGUGGAUUAAUGGCUCAACCCCUCGUCUGAAACUGCCUCGAACCAGAGAUGUAAUUGUUAAUGGUCAUAAAGUAAAAGUGAAGUUCUGUGAUACUUGUUUGCUUUAUCGCCCUCCACGGUCGUCUCAUUGUUCCAUCUGCAACAAUUGUGUCCAGAGAUUUGAUCAUCACUGUCCUUGGGUCGGCCAGUGUAUUGGAAUUCGAAACUAUCGGUUCUUCAUCAUGUUUAUUUCAACAUCAACCAUCUUGUGCAUAUUUGUCUUCGUGUUUUCUUGUAUCAGUCUGGCCCAGGGUGACAUUUCAUUUGGGAAGAGGAUAGCAAAUGAUUAUGUAUCAGAUAUCCUUGUAGUAUACUGCUUUGUAGCUGUCUGGUUUGUUGGUGGCCUCACAAUUUUCCAUUUCUAUCUCAUCUGUACAAACCAGACAACUUAUGAGAACUUCCGAUAUCGGUACGAUAAGAGGGGGAAUCCAUACCACAUGGGAACGCUGGGAAAUAUCAAAGAAACAUUUUGCUCCACUAUUCCAGCUUCAAGGAAUAAUUUUCGGUCUCUUGUGCUGGAUUAUGAUCAUGAUAAGGUUGAGUCCGUGAUCCCAAAUUUUGGAGGCAGGGGAUUUCUGACACCACAUGAGAGAAGUGACCUUGAAAUGGGAUCUAUGCGUGCAGAUGAUUGUAAUAUGCCAGUUCCUGAAAUUUUACGAAAUUUUGAUUAUGAUCAUUUCGAGAAGAUGAGGUUUCCAGAUGAAGGACAGUCUUCUUAUGAUCCAUUCUUCAGUGUUGAGCUAGACAUGAUGAAAGAUUCAGCUCGAACCUCUGCCGUGACAGUGCUAAAUUUCCAAAGCAUCGAAACUGAAGAUGAGGUGGAAGAGUAUACACAAAGCCCCCAAGCUGGAGAUGGAAUCAGAGAAUCAGCCCAAAGGCCCGUUGAUGUCAACAGAAUAAAUGCUACCAAGGAAAAUAAUGAUAAAGAAGAAUAGGUCAUGUUAAGCCACAAAGCCAGAUUUUGCUUUGUCAAACUUUGAGAGGUUUUUUUUUUUCCCUCACUCUUCAUUGCUAAAUUGUACAAGUUCUUGCAUUUGUGAAGUUAUUCUGCAGUGAUCCGUGGCAAGAAGGUGCAAGAGCUUAAAGUUUGACCAAUGGCAACUAGACUCAAUAUAUCAUACUCAAAUACCAAGAAGAAAUAAAAAUCAAAUUUUGUAGUUCUGUAAUUGUGGCCAAAAAGAAGCUGAUGCUGAAGAUGCAGAAUGAACAGUGAAAAACCUUGAUUUCAGUUUUAUUCUCGAGCUGUUACCCUAAGAAACAUUUGUAACAGGUUCGCUGCAGGUGGUGGAUUGCUUGUUUACCAUGAAGUAGUUGCAGCAAUCAGUGAUCCGUGUGAAGAUUAAGAUCCAUCAUGCAGGCCACAUGCAAGUUAUUUGAUGCCAUAUUUUGCUGAAAAUGGAGAGGCUGACGUUGCACUUCUCAUUAUUAUAAGCGUCAGAGAAGUGUUACUGUUGUAAGCUGUAAAACGCCACCUUGCUCAAAAUAGUGCAGAAAGAUUGUCGUUCACCUAAUAGGUGCUUUGCUAGGUUUGCUUUUUCUCUUCCUGGCCAGCCCCUUGUCAAGAUUUAGAUUUGAUGUUUACUUGUUUAUUAGGGAGAAACUUGGAACUCUUGUAAGUAUCACAUAUGAAAGGAAACCGCAUGGAUUCAGAGAUUUUACUCUGCAGGAUGUAACUUGAUCUUA
Molecule: messenger RNA, 2510 nt
Organism: Prosopis cineraria
Lineage: Eukaryota; Viridiplantae; Streptophyta; Magnoliopsida; Fabales; Fabaceae
Product: probable protein S-acyltransferase 4
Exons: 5
Coding region: 389-1762 (457 amino acids)
Biological process (GO): peptidyl-L-cysteine S-palmitoylation; protein targeting to membrane
Cellular component (GO): endoplasmic reticulum; Golgi apparatus
Molecular function (GO): protein-cysteine S-palmitoyltransferase activity
Source: RefSeq, a predicted model, not a curated record